ACACCAAAAAAUUCCCUCCUUCCCUCUCUCUUAGUCUUUCUCUCUCUAGGGUUUUUAGGGUUUGAGGGAAAAAUGGAUAGAUACCAAAAGGUGGAGAAGCCGAAGCCUGAAUCUCCUGUUAACGAGAAUGAGAUCCGUAUCACGUCUCAAGGCCUUGUUCGUAACUACCUCAGCUACGCUACAACUCUGCUUCAGGAGAGACAAGUGACAGAGAUUGUCUUAAAGGCAAUGGGUCAGGCAAUAAGCAAAACUGUGGCAAUUGCAGAAUUCUUAAAGAGAAGAGUUCCUCAUCUGCAUCAGGACACUGCCAUCAGCUCAAUCAGCAUAACUGAUACCUUCGAACCCAUUGAAGAGGGCCUUCAGAUUGUGGAGCAGACUCGCCACGUGUCCAUGAUUUCAAUUACUCUCUCGACUAAAGAGCUUAACCAGAGCUCUCCCGGGUAUCAAGGUCCAUCUAAUGUGGAUCAAACUAAACAGAAGUACAACAACUACAAGCCACAGCAGCAGCAACAUCAACCUCCUCGACAAGCACUUGGAGUUUAUAAUGCUGGUAACGUGGAUCAAACUAAACAGCAGUACAACAACUAUCAGCCACAGCAGCAAAAUCAACCUCCUAGACAAGCACGCGCCAUUUACAAUGCUGGUAAUGGAGAUACUAAUGGCCGAGGAAGAGGCCGUGGUCGAGGGAGGGGGCGAGGUUGGCACAGAGGUGGAUAUUCGAACUACCAGGAAAAUGAUGGCUAUAAUGGUGGCUAUUCUAAUUCAGGAGGCUAUAAUGGUGGAUAUCCUAAUUCAGGUGGCUAUAAUGGUGGCUAUUCUGGUGGGUAUUCUAAUUCAGGUGGCUAUGGUGGCGGAUAUUCCAAUUGGGGCCGAGGUGGUAGUCGUGGAGGUUGGGGUGGGGGCUAUCGUGGUGCUGGAUAUGGAAGGGGCAGAGGUAGAGGUGUAAGUGGGCGAGGCUAUGGUGGGCGUGGGCGUGGAGGAAUGGGUGGUCGUGUGACUCAGAGGGUUGGCGGCAACCAAGAAUAGUUGUUGGUGUUGGUCCUUGCUUGCUUGCUAUGGAGAAGUGCUUGCCUUUGUUUGAGUUGUUGCUAUGUUUGAAAAGUCCGGUUUGCAGCUGAUGGUUGUUUUGCCUAGUAUGUUUAUGAAGGGGGUAAGCUUUGUUUUCAGGUGUUAUUUCUUUUGUGUAAAUGCCCAACAGCAAGCAACCAAUUUCUGACUCGCUAUAUAAUUUUUUGUUUUCGUUUCC
This is a messenger RNA of Salvia hispanica, 1246 nucleotides long. RefSeq lists its product as uncharacterized. Lineage: Eukaryota; Viridiplantae; Streptophyta; Magnoliopsida; Lamiales; Lamiaceae. The record is from RefSeq and is a predicted model, not a curated record. Gene Ontology annotation, molecular function: RNA binding.